This is a messenger RNA of Acanthoscelides obtectus, 404 nucleotides long. Lineage: Eukaryota; Metazoa; Arthropoda; Insecta; Coleoptera; Chrysomelidae. The record is from the annotation of a GenBank genome assembly.
GCUGGUAAUAGUGAUAUUGAUUCUCGUUACUUUCGAGAAUUCGUUGAUUACUAUCAGUAGUAUAAGUAUACCGAACUGGCACUGUGCGUGGUGUAAUUAAUGUCGAAUUUUAACACCUUCAAUGGAACCGACAAUAUGAUCUUAGCGGCAGGUUUGAUAUACAAAGCUCACUAUAAUUUCAAUGAAAUCGAAGCUACGCUGAAGAUCAAAAACGACUGAGAUGCAGAUGAAUGUAUUGGUCAGGCUAGUAUCUAUAUUAACAACUUAUAGAAUUAUAGAGGAUACCAGAAAAAAUACAUUGAUGAUUAGAAUCAAAACAAUUUUUUUAAGACAAUUUACUAAGAAUGAAAAUAAAAUAUUGAACACUGAGAUAUCUCGAUAAUUUAUAGUCAACAUUAAAUCUA